Lathyrus oleraceus (garden pea) is the source of this 1056-nucleotide messenger RNA. Its product is annotated as GDSL esterase/lipase At1g29670. Gene Ontology annotation, molecular function: hydrolase activity, acting on ester bonds. The record is from RefSeq and is a predicted model, not a curated record. The transcript has 4 exons. Lineage: Eukaryota; Viridiplantae; Streptophyta; Magnoliopsida; Fabales; Fabaceae. Bases 1 to 1056 code for a protein of 351 amino acids.
AUGGAUUGUGAGAUUAAAUUAUGUCUGGUAAUUAUUUUUUUGUUCUCCAGUGCAACGAAUUGUGUUUUUGGAGAGCCCCAAGUACCUUGUCUUUUCAUUUUUGGAGAUUCUUUAUCAGAUAGUGGAAAUAACAAUGACGAAUCUACCGAUGCUAAAGUUAAUUACAAACCUUAUGGGAUUGAUUUUCCUUCUGGUCCUACUGGAAGAUUUACCAAUGGCAGAACUUCUGUGGAUAUACUCGGUGAUCUUUUGGGAUUUGACCAUUACAUUCCACCCUAUGCAAAUACCAAUGGUGCAGACAUUGUUCAAGGUGUUAAUUAUGCAUCUGGUGCAGCAGGAAUCCGCAAUGAGACCGGAACACAUUUGGGUCAAGAUAUCAGCAUGGGAAUGCAGUUAGAACAUCACAGAGAUAUUGUUUCUCAGAUUGCUAAGAAAGUUGGGAGUGAGGAAGUGCAACAACACCUUAAUAAGUGCUUAUAUUAUGUGAAUAUAGGAAGCAAUGAUUACCUUAACAAUUACUUCCUGCCAGAAUAUUAUCCAUCUAAUGGAAAGUAUAAUGCUGACCAAUAUGCUGUAGCGCUUGUCGAAGAACAUUCAACUUAUUUAAAGGCAUUGCAUGAUCUUGGAGCAAGAAAGUUUUCUCUGAUUGGAUUGGGGACUAUAGGUUGCGUUCCACAUGAAAUGAUUAGACAUGGGAAAAAAUUGUGUGUUGAAGAGGAGAGUAAAGCAGCACUACUUUUCAAUGACAAACUUAAAGCCCUUGUCGACCGUUUCAAUGAAGAAUUACCUGAUGCAAAGUUCAUCUUCAUUAACACUGCUAUCAUGAAAGAUGAUAGCCUAAAGUUUGAUAUGAUGAAUUUGAUAUGUUGCAAAGUGGGGUCAAAUGGGCAGUGUAUUCCUAAUGAGGAACCAUGCAAGGAUAGAAAGAUGCAUCCAUUUUUUGAUGAAUUUCAUCCAACUGAGGUGCUCAACAAUGCCACUGCAAAUAUGGCUUAUAGUUCUCCUGAUCCAGCCUUUGUGUACCCAAUGGAUAUCAGUCAUCUUGUUAAGUUGUAA